Molecule: messenger RNA, 894 nt
Organism: Papaver somniferum (opium poppy)
Lineage: Eukaryota; Viridiplantae; Streptophyta; Magnoliopsida; Ranunculales; Papaveraceae
Product: proline-rich protein 3-like
Exons: 2
Coding region: 56-769 (237 amino acids)
Source: RefSeq, a predicted model, not a curated record
UACAUCUCUUCGAUAACUCUCCCAUCGAUCCUUAGUUUUGUACAGAAACUAAGUCAUGGCAAGAAUCAACAGUUUGGUUUGUGUUUUUGCUCUUGCUUUUCUUGCACUUGCAUCUACUUCCUAUGGUUAUUAUGAUAAUGAAGAACCAAGACCUUCUGGUACCGAAGGUCAACCUUUUAAGAUUUCUAAUUACGUUCCAAGAGUUAGAGUGCCUAAAGUUCCUGAGGUAGAACAUCCAGAAGUCCCAUCCGUUCCCGAGGCCGAGAAGCCAUACGUCUCCACCGCACCUAAGGUUGAGAAGCCGUACGUUCCAGCCGUUCCCGAGGCCGAGAAGCCAUACGUCCCAACCGCGCCUAAGGUUGAGAAGCCGUAUGUCCCAACCACCCCUAAGGUCCCAACCCCCAAAAACUAUGCAGUACAAGGGCUUGUCUACUGUCAAUCCGGUGCUGAACGAAUUCCAAUUGAAGGAGUUGUGACAAAAGUUGUAUGCUUUGCCGCUGAUUUAGUUUCUCAGCUAUUGGUCGUCACCAGUAAAACUGACAACAAGGGAUACUUCUACACUCCAUUGGAUGUAUCUUCCAUCAUUUACCAAGUUUUCCAGUGCAAGGUGUACCUUGAUACAUGCCCAAUGACAAUUUGCAGUCACCCUACCGAUAUCAACAAUGGUGUCACUGGUGCCCUCCUCUCCCUCAACUAUCACAGUCUCCCCAACAACAAGAACUUAUACUCUGUUGGUCCUUUUGUUUACACUCCUGAGCCAAAGUACUAAAGAUGAAAUUUCUUCAUCCGAGAGGCUUUGUUUGCUGCAUAAUUAUUCUUUCAUGUUCAUUUUUUGUUUAGUUGUUGUAUUCGUUUAUUUGAAUGGAGUUGAAAUUUGUGAUGGACUUUUAAUCG